UCCGACCGCCGCGGUGGAAUGUCGUUCUCCCCGGACCGUAGCAAUCGUCGCCGUCGCCGUCGCCGUCGUCGCCGUCGACUGUAGUAAUCGCAUCGUCGGGUAACGCGAGGAUAGUUCCGCUCGUUCAUCGAGGAAUGAGCGAUCGGUGCCCGGUUGGUUGGCGCGAGCGGACGACGAGAUCGUGGAUCGUGUGAGCCGGGUGUGCUUCGCCGACGGCGAGCAAGAGUCCGGUUGGUUUAUUCCCCUACGUUUCUUUUUUUUUUCCCUUUCAUUUGCGAUCGUGUUGUUCCAAGAAGUUUUCGGAAAGUGUCAGAAGGCGGUUGAAACGCACCGAGUGCUGGUGACUAUGAGUGCGUGACGGUGCGAGCGUCUAUACUCGAGCACCUCCUCGACAAUCUUGUACCAGGUGCGCGAUCAGCGGGACGGACCGGGAUGGAUAGCCGUUGCCCCAAACGAUCGCCGAUCGUCCUCGUCGUCGUCAUCCUGGGCGCGCUGCUGGACGCGGCGCGGGGUCGCAGCAUCACGAUCCUCGAGGCGCCGAGCGGCUGCGAGUGGAGGAAGGACGACGGCAAGGAUGGGGAGCAGGAGCUGAUCUGCAGAGUGAGGACGAUCGCGGACGUGCCCGGUCUCAUCGGCAACUUGUCGACGAUACAAACGGACUCGGUGACGUCCUUGGGUCUAGAGUGCAGUGACGAGAGCUUCCACGAGGGCGAGAUCGACGAUCUCCUGCCGUCAUUGCCGCGACUCAUGAAGCUGCGCGUCGAUUCAUGCAAGAUCCGUCAUCUUCCGGGCGGCGUGUUUUCGUCGGUGCACAACCUCCGCAGCUUAUUCCUCCGGACGCGAAACGGGGAUUUGUCGACCAUGACCCUGGAGCUGGAUCGCGACGCGCUCCAUGGCCUGACGAGUCUGAAGUAUCUCGAUCUGGCCGACAACAAUCUGUGGACGCUGCCGCCGGAGCUGCUCUGCCCGGUCCAGCAGAGCCUCGCGUGGUUGAACCUCACGCGCAACAAGUUACAGGACAUCAGGUCCCUGAAUCUAUCGGAUCGGAUAGAGUCUUGCACGUCGAAUCUCAAGAUCCUGGACAUCAGCAACAACGACCUCAGUGCCUUGCUCGACGGCGCGCUCAGCAGCCUACGUAGUUUGAGCGUCUUGAAGGUACAGGAGAACGCGAUCGCCGCCGUAGGCGACCACGCUCUGGCUGGUCUCGAGUCCCUGCAAGCCCUCAACAUGUCCAGCAACCGACUAGUCGCACUGCCACCCGAAUUGUUCGCCCAGACGAAGGAACUGAGAGAGCUGAUACUCAGCAACAAUUCCCUCGCGGUACUGGCGCCCGAGCUGCUGGACAGUCUCGAGCAGCUCCAGGACUUGGACCUCAGCGGAAACGAGCUGACCAGUCACUGGGUGAAACGUGGGACCUUCUCGCGAUUGAUUAGUCUCGUCAAUCUCGACCUGUCGUUCAACGCUCUCACGAGAAUCGACGCGUACGUCUUCAAGCAUCUGACCAGUCUGCAGAUCCUCAAGCUCGAGAACAACAAUAUCGACACGUUGCUCGACGGCUGCUUCGCCUCGCUCAUCAACUUGCACACGCUGACGUUGUCUCACAACAAGAUCGUCAGGUUCGAACCGCCGCACACGAUCGGCCUGGCCGCGCUUCAGCAGCUCUUUCUGGACAGCAACAGGCUGCGCGGUUUGCAUAGACAUGUGUUCGCCAAUCUCACGAAUCUUCAGGAUCUUUCUCUGAGCGGGAACGCUUUGGCGGAGAUCCCCUACGCGGUUCGCGUGCUGAAGUUGCUGAAAACCCUCGAUCUCGGCAACAAUCAUGUAUCGCGGAUCGACAACGACUCGUUCUCCGGCUUAAACCAGCUGUACGGAUUGCGAUUGGUGGACAACAAAUUGGAGAAUGUGUCGCGCGAGGCGUUCGCGUCCCUGCCGGGGUUGCAGGUACUCAAUCUGGCUAACAAUAUCAUUCGUCACGUAGAACAGAGUGCCUUCUCCGCUAAUUCGGUGUUGCGCGCAAUAAGACUGGACGGGAACAAAUUGACGGAGAUCCGCGGCGCCUUCACGAGUCUCUCGACGCUCGUCUUUCUGAAUGUGUCCGAUAAUAAGUUACUGUGGUUCGACUACAGUCAUCUACCUAGCAGCAUAGAGUGGCUGGACAUACACGCCAAUCAGAUAAGCGAGCUGGGCGAUUACUACAUGCUGCGCAACACGUUGCGAAUAAAAAUGCUGGACGCCAGUUACAAUCUCAUCACGGCUCUCACGGAGGCGAACGUGCCGGACAGCGUGGAGACUCUGUUUCUGAACAACAAUCGAAUACGAAGCGUCGCGGGCGGCACGUUUCAGCAGAAACCCAAUCUCGACAAGGUGGUGCUUUACGGCAACGAGAUUGGGAAUCUGGAGAUUGGCGCCCUGACGCUUCCUACGGUGCCGGACAGCCGGGAGCUUCCCGCGUUUUACGUCGGCAACAAUCCCAUCGUCUGCGACUGCACUAUGGAAUGGUUGCCGCGGAUCAACGAGAUGGCCCGGUCGCGUCAGCAUCCGCGCGUCAUGGACCUCGACGACGUGACGUGCGACAUGGUGCACGCACGCGCCACGCCGCGACGUCCGCUCGUCUCCCUGAAGCCCAAGGACUUUCUCUGCCGAUACGACGCGCACUGCUUCGCCCUCUGUCACUGCUGCGACUUCGACGCGUGCGACUGCGAGAUGACCUGCCCGGACAAUUGCUCGUGCUAUCACGACCACAGCUGGUCCAGCAACGUCGUCGACUGCUCCAACGCUGGAUACAAGCACGUGCCCGAGCGAUUGCCCAUGGACGCGACGGAGAUUUACCUGGACGGCAACGAGCUCGGCGACCUCGGUAGCCACGUUUUCAUCGGCAAGCGUCGUCUAGAGGUACUGUAUCUCAAUAACAGCGGCAUCGCCGCGAUACACAAUCGUACGUUCAACGGCGUCGAGGCGCUGCGCGUUCUCCACCUCGAGGAUAACGCGCUGCGGGAGCUCCGGGGCUUCGAGUUCGAUCAGCUCGAUCACAUGUCGGAGCUGUAUCUAGAUCACAACGCUAUCGCCACCGUGGGCAACACGACCUUCAAGAAGAUGCACAAUCUCAAGACGCUGCGACUCGACAGCAACCGCAUCGUCGACUUCCGCCCUUGGGAGGCCCUGCCGAGCGUCGGCGGCGGCACCAGGGUAGCGCUCGAGGGCAACGCCUGGAGCUGCGAGUGCGGGAACGCCGCCCGAUUGCGCGCCUGGCUCGCGGAGCACCGGGGCGACCCGGAGAAGAUGUACUGCCGCGACGGGGUCGAGACCCUCGCCCAGGCCAUGGUGCGAUGCGGCGACCCGUCCACGGAAGCCGUGAGUCGCGGCAUCCAGGAGAUCCCGCUUCUCGGCAGUAACUUUGUGCCGUUGCUCGCCGGCGCGCUCGUGACCGUGAUCGUCAUCUGCCUGUUCGUCGCCUUGGCCUUCGUCUUUCGUCAGGACGUGCGACUCUGGGCCCACGCGCGUUACGGUCUGCGCCUCGGCAAGAUGGCGGCGCCGCCCGACGAGGAGCGGGACCGACUGUACGACGGUUACAUCGUCUACAGCGAACGCGACGAGGACUUUGUCUCCAGGUUCCUCGCGGCCGAGCUUGAGCAGACCGGCCUGGCGCUCUGCCUACACUGGCGGGAUCUGCCACCGGCCAGGCCUCAGGAGGCGCUGCCGCCGGCCGCGGCCGCCGCCAGACGCAUCGUCAUCAUCUUCUCGCCCGUCUUCCUGGCGAACGAGUGGCAGCACGUGGAGUUUCGCGCCGCUCUGAGGACCGCGCUCGAGAACAUCAGGCCUACCUCGCGGAAGCGCCGAGUUCUCGUCCUCCUCGCCACCGAGACGCCCACCCGGGACCCGGAGCUCCAGCUGCUCCUGCAGACGUGCACGGUGGUGAUCUGGGGCGAGAAGAGGUUCUGGGAGAAGCUCAGGUUCGCGAUGCCGGACUCGGUGGACAAGCGGCAGCGCGACACCAAGAAGGUCAACGACCGCAAUCGCACGCCGACGAGGUACACCGCGGCGCCGUCCGUCGCGGUCGACGUCUGGACCAAGCCCAAUGGCGUCCUCGCCCCGGUGCAUCACGCGCCCACGCCGACGCCCACGCAGUCCACCUACGUCAGCUCGGCGUCCAGCCGCACCGAGGACGAGGACAGCGGCGCGGAGCACCAGCACCAUCAGCACCACCCGCAUCAUCAGCACGGCUACAGCACGUUGCACGCGGGGAACGGCCGGCCGGCCAGCCUCUUCUCCAGGGGUAGCCACCUCUACAGCACGAUACCGGAACCGCCGGUGGUGCCCACCGCGCCCCCGGGGGAGGCUCUCGCCCCCGCGCAUCCAGGCAACCCGCGUACUUACUUCGUCUAGCGCAGAAGGGCGGCGAUCGUGCUCCGAUCCGGCAGGAGAUAGACCGACCGACUCUCGCUCUCUCUCCCCCUUCGUUCUUCACUCUUCCGGUUGUUGGAAGCGCGAUCGCCCGGCCGUGUCGCGAUUCUCCCGGUCUCGUCUCGAGAGAGAGGAGAUCGGGAUGUGAAAGGAUUGUCGCGGCCGAACUGUGUACAGCGUACCUUUCCGGUUCUACUGGAUCAGCUGAUCGAUGACAGGCGGCUGAUCCGAACGCGCCUAAGUAAUGUUAUAUACGUAAACCAAGUCGAUUCGAUGCCUUGCGCUUAUUAUCGAUGUAGCGACGAGUAGACUCAACGGCUUGACCUUUCCUUUUUCGAAAGAAAGACGGUGGUCCUCAUUCCAUUCUUCGCGGUAUCUACUUUUUCAUAUCGUUGCGCAACGUUCUUCCAAGUCACGACCAAAUACUUAGCACGUUUCGAACUUGCUCGAGGAGCUCGCGAGUUCCGCCAAAGCGGUUUGCUUUCCUCUGGUUUAAGUUUUGUAAAUAAUGACGCGAUAUCCGCGAUCGAUCUAGAUUCUACAUUUUUGCGCUCUUUUUCUUUAACUUAUAACGAGCGAGACUUAGAAUCGCGCGCAUAAUUAAGACUAUUCGUUUACUUUUGUACAUACAUCUCUAUCUUUCCAAUACACAGUAAAAAAUUAAAUGUUAAUUUUAACUGUUCAUAUGUCUCAGAAA
Molecule: messenger RNA, 5098 nt
Organism: Camponotus floridanus (Florida carpenter ant)
Lineage: Eukaryota; Metazoa; Arthropoda; Insecta; Hymenoptera; Formicidae
Product: toll-like receptor Tollo
Exons: 1
Coding region: 433-4383 (1316 amino acids)
Biological process (GO): signal transduction
Molecular function (GO): protein binding
Source: RefSeq, a predicted model, not a curated record